AUGAAAAUAGUGGGAGGGCACUACCUGAAAGUAACCUUAAAAUCUACUCUAGAUGAGAUAUGUGAAUCCUCAAAAUCCUGUGAAAUUGAUCCUAUUAAAUUGAAAGAGGGAGAUAAUGUAGAAAACAAUAAGGAAAAUCUGCAUUACUAUGUGGACAAGUUAUUUAGUACAAUUGUAAGAUAAAGUAUGAGCUGCCCCACUGAAAUGUGUAAUAUCUUUUAUUCUCUAAGGCAAAUGGCUACUCAGAGAUUUCCUAAUGACCCUCAUGUUCAGUACUCUGCAGUGAGUAGCUUUGUAUUUCUUCGUUUCUUUGCUGUAGCCGUAGUAUCACCUCAUACUUUUCAUUUGCGACCUCAUCAUCCAGAUGCACAGACAAUUAGGACAUUAACUCUCAUCUCAAAAACCAUUCAAACUUUGGGAAGCUGGGGGAGCCUUUCUAAAAGCAAGUCAAGUUUCAAAGAGACAUUCAUGUGUGAAUUUUUCAAAAUGCUUCAAGAAGGAUACAUUAUAGCAGUUAAAAAGUUCUUGGAUGAAAUUUCAUCGACUGAAACUAAAGAGUCCAGUAGUACAAGCGAGCCUGUGCACUUGAAAAAAGGUGAAAUGAAUAAAAGAGCUCAGGGAAGAACUCGAAUUGGAAAAAAGAAUUUCAAGAAACGGUGGUUCUGCUUAACCAGCAGGGARCUCACCUACCACAAACAGCCAGGCAAAAAAGCCACGCGUCAUUCCGACUCGGCUAUGGCUCUCAGCACGCCCAAAAGACAUAUAGUAAAUCAAAUGUAA
Molecule: messenger RNA, 780 nt
Organism: Urocitellus parryii (Arctic ground squirrel)
Lineage: Eukaryota; Metazoa; Chordata; Mammalia; Rodentia; Sciuridae
Source: RefSeq, a predicted model, not a curated record